CGGCGGAUGUUGUUCUGGCGCCGAGGACUACAGGCGGCAAGAUGGCGUCCAGCGACUGGAAGCCGGGAGGCGUUUUCGACCACCACGUCCAGACGCCUGUGUGUGACUCGCGGGCCAAAUACCGGGAGGGCCGACGCCCUCGCGCCGUCAAGGUAUAUACAAUCAAUUUGGAAUCUCGAUACUUACUAAUACAAGGAGUUCCUGCGGUAGGAGCCAUGAAGGAAUUAGUUGAGCGAUUUGCUCUCUAUGGUGCGAUUGAACAGUAUAACGCUCUUGAUGAAUAUCCAGCUGAAGACUUUACAGAAGUUUAUCUCAUUAAAUUUGUGAAAUUACAAAGCGCAAGGACAGCUAAGAAGAAGAUGGAUGAGCAGAGUUUCUUUGGUGGCUUACUGCAUGUGUGCUAUGCUCCAGAAUUCGAGACAGUUGAAGAAACUAGGAAAAAACUACAAGAGAGAAAGGCUUAUAUUGCAAGAGUUACUAAAAACAAAGAUUAUUACUUGACAAAGAAGAAACUGGCUCCAGAGCAAAAAGGAACAAGAGAGUCUGGACAAGAUUUCCAUCCACAUAUGACUGGAUUAUGUACAACAGCUUCAAACACUUCUCCCGCGAACUCGAGUCCUUAUCUUCCUUAUUCUUGUGAAUUGCCUUUAUGCUAUUUUGCCUCCAAGAGUGCAUGUUCACCUGAGGAGCAUGUGGAAAGAGCAUCGGACUCCUGUGAUAGUGCUGGGCACCACAGUGAACUCCUGAAGCAUCAUGACUGCAAUGCCUUUGCGCCAGGACUACAGAUGAACACUUACAGAAACUCAGUACCUUGCUCUAGUGUGCAAGAGGCCGUCACUACCUCAGAGGCGGUUGGCAGAUUCAUGCCUAGGACAAUGCAGCUGCAGGAGAGGAAGAGGCGACGAGACUGUGACCAUGAGCUUGGAACUUUUGAAACAAACACGGGCUGUAAUGAAGUCUUGAUUGGCCCUAAGCUACCUGAUAUCCCCUCCGUGGAUCUGCAGGACGACUCCUUAAAUACAACAGCAGACUUAAUUCGCAGUAAACUUAAAGAGGUGAUUUCAUCUGUGCCUAAGCCUCCAGAGGACAAAUUGGAAGACAUGUGUACAAGUCAACCACGAAAACAAAGAAGAAGAAUAUAGCUUGCCAGCAGGGAGUAGUCUUGUCUUGUCUUUUUUCUUUUAAGUCAGGGUCUCCCUGGAGAGCCCUGGCUGGCCUGGAACUCACUAUGUAGACCAGGCUGGCCAUAAGACUCUGUCCCGUGAGUGCUAGGAUUAAAGGUGUGUGCCACCACACCCAGAUAAAUUGGCAUUUUCUGGUACAGAUUCUUUUUUAUGUUUAUCCCAUUUUAAUUCUUUAGGAUUCUUACUAUUGCUAUUUUAAAGGGUUUGUUGUUUUGUUUUGUUUUGUUUUAACUGCUUGCAGAUGUUCCCAUCUUUUUGGAUCACACUCAGUUUGGCAGAAACUGUUCUUUUCACACCAUAUUAGUUCUUAUGUUACAAUAUGUAAAUUGAUUGAAACAUAUAAAAAUCUAUAAUGCAAAUAAAGGCAUUCAGGAUCUGGCUUUAAUUCAAAUACUGAGCAAUUUGUGUUCAAAAACUUGCAGGCAUUUUGUUUUUGAAUAUCAGGGUUUCAAAAUGAAGGCAGCUCUGUAAGGAAAAAUGUCAAUAAAUGUUAGAACAAAGUUGAUAUGAGAAACAUACACGAUUUUAACUUCUAAGAAUAACUCGCAUGAACCACAGCCAUCUAAACACUAAUCCAUUUUGGAAAUUCCAGAUUUCUAUACUUGUCAUCGUGUCUGUACUUCUCUCCCAUCAAUGGACCCUGUACUUUUGUUCAUACCAUUUCCAUUUUCCUUUCUGGGAGAAAUAAACCCAGAAGGCAUGUGCUGUGUGCAUGUCAUUUCUCACCCUGAGGAGCCUCUGUCAGUGGUUGUAUGUGGCCAUGUUGAACAAGGCUUACUUCAGUUGCCAGGGUGGCUUUUCAGUGCUGAUGAUGCCUCAGGAACCUGCCAGCCAGGGGUUCUGCGUGCAUGAGAGGUGAUGACGCCGACUGCUGUGCUGAAAUCUCGGGUCAAAGCCAUUUAAUGGCCUGUGACACACGGAGCUUGGAAAGAGCAAAUGCUACCUGGACCAGGCUGCGCAGCUAUGGAGUGCUGUGUGUGUCUAUCUCAGGACGCUCUUAAAUGCGGUGAUAAUGGUGGGAGGCAGAAUAGGAAUUUUUUUAGUGGUAACUGAAUUGCAUUUUUACAAGUUGAAAUCGUUUUGAGAGAUUGAAUUAUACUGCUAAAAAAUGGUUACAAAGAUACUUUUCUUGUGGAGAUCCAAGAACUUCUCUUAUCGCCCUCAUGGGAGGAGCUUUUACAUGGGUUCUCUGUUCAUGAGUGUCCUCCGUGUGUGUGUGUGUGUGUGUGUGUGUGUGUGUGUGAGAGAGAGAGAGAGAGAGAGAGCGCACACUUGUGUUACUGUCAGUGCCAGAGGUGAUCCUUGGUAUCGUUCCCUCCCAGACAUUCACUGUUUUUGAGACAGGGUCUCUUAGUGCGACCUGGCACUUGUCAGUUGGGCUAAGCUGGCUAGCCAGGAAGCCCCAAGAUCCUCCUACCUCUCUGCCUUCUGGGUGCUGGAUUACAAGCACAUUCCGCCAUGCCCAGCUUUUACAUGAGUGUUGGGAACUGAAGUCGGGUUCUCUGCUUCCUGGGAAGCCCUUUAGUAACUGAGCUCUCUCCCACACCCUUAGUCUCUUAAAAUUAAGCCUUUUAUACACUGGUUGAUAGCAGUUGGGCUGGAAGAUGUUCUAGCACUUAAUCUACUUGCUCAGUCUCCUCUCGGUGUUCUGUCGUGUAAGCAACAUAAUAUAUUCUGGUUUGGGUUUGGGAAAGUGUGUCUCCAUACUUACAGAAGAUAGGGAUUGUGUGUGCCCAAAGAGGGAACAAAUUUAAUCAGAGUCUGUUAGCUAGAAUUACUGAAAUAGUCAGUGAUGUCAUCUUUAGCCCCAAACUGGAAAGGGGCUAAUGGCUUUAUGACUGUCUUCAAUUUGGCAGUGGGCUGAAGCUAUGAAGGUGAGAGUCUAUCAUGUAUUAUUUUCUAAUUAAAAUGUUUUCUUAAUUGGGCCAGCAAUUAAGGGGAAAAAAUGGCUCCGUGCAUAAAGGCACUUGCUUUAAAACCUACUUGGCUGGGUGCAGUGGCACAUGCCUGCAACCCCAGCACUCAGGGAGGCAGAGGUAGGCAGAUCUCUAUGAGUUUGAGAUCAGUCUACAAAGUGAGUCCAGGUCAGCCAAGGCUACACCAAGAAACUCUGUCUCGAAAAACCACACUUCCCUGGGGUCCACAUGGCCAGAGAGAACAAGACUCCUACAGAUUGUCUUCUGACCUCCACACAAGCAUUAUGGCAUGUCCUAGGUUACUAGUAUUGUGAUAAAACACCAUGAUCAAAAGCAAGUUGAGUAGGAAAAAUUUUAUUUGGCUUAUGCUUGCUUCCACAUUUACAGUCCAUCACUGAAGAAAGUCAAAACAGGAGCUCAAGCAGGGGAGGCAGGAGCUGAUGCAGAGGCCAUGGAGGAGUGCUGCUUAUUGGCUUGCUCAUCAUGGCUUGCUCAGCCUGCUUUCUUAUAGAACCCAGGUCCACAAGCCCAGCAAUGCCACCACUUAAAAUGGGCUGGGCCCUCCCCACAUUAAUCACUAAUUUUAAAAAUGCCUUACAGCUGGAUCUUUUGGAAGGCUUUUCUCAGCUGAGGCUCCCUCUCAGAUGACUCUGUGUUAUGUUGACAUAAAACUAGCCAGCCCAUGGAAUGUGCACCACACACAGAGAGACAGACAAUAUUCUAUAAUUUUAACGAAAAAUUUCCUCCACCCACUUUAAGCUUUUAGUAUAUGUAACUCUACCUUUGUAUCUGGUAAACAUGGUCCGAACACCUCCAACAGAAGUUGGUCUUUUUUCACUGCUCUUUCAAAGUCUGCAAAGGAGAUCUUGUCAUCAUUGUCGUAAUCCUAGAGAGAAAGGUGAUUUUGUGAUAAAUGAUAAGUCUCUUUAAUUUUGCCACAAAAAACUAGCUAUCUAAGACUGCUGAGGAAAAUCAUAAGUUCGCUUUCCUGAAGAUAUUAUUUAUACAAAUCUAUGGGUAUUUAUUACUAGAUGUCACUGAUUUAUUAUUCUAACCAGAGCCACCUUAGCCAUACACAAUACAGCCCUAUUAAUGACACGUCCUGGAAUUGAGGAAUACUGCAAAACAAUCGGGGAACCAUAGUAACAUUCUUCCCUUUUUUGCAACUAAUUAAGUCUCAGACUUUUUGAGCAUAAUUUUAUUUUUCAAAAGCAGCUUAUCAGGCAGGAAGGAUAGCUGUUAAGCGUGAGGCAGUUGGAGUGGCUGUCCAGGCUGGACUACAGUCACAGAAUGGAGGCUGCAGGCUCUUGCUGGAAUGUGGGUAUAUGGGGUAUUGAAUAUUGGCUGAGAUCUGUAAGUAGGGGUGUGGGGAGCAAUCACGUGAAUUACAGUGGAAGCCAGGGGUGCGAGCCAGUGCAGUGUUCUAGACAAGGCUUCUGAGCAGAGUCAGGGACUCUAUGUGAAGUUCAGGUGCUCUGAACUGCUGCUUCAGACUGGAUUGGAAAAGAUGACCUUGAGUUUUUCAUUUUGGGACAUAAAUUCAGAACCUAAUCUAGAGAAAAGUAUGAGUGGCCAUCAAAAUAAGGAAUAAGGUGUAUUCCGUAAACAUUUCCUUCUGGGAAAGGAAUCUGGGAACAUCUUGGCAUCUGCACUCAGCCUGAACAGUGACUACUAUGUCUAAAAGAGCACAUUCUGCAGGCGUUAGACACUGAUCUUUCUACUCUCUGGGUCUCAUCUUUCUUCCCCAAUUCUGUCUCUGUCUCUCUGUCUGUCUCUCUGUCUUUUACAGAGACGAGGGAGGAGAGAGAGGAGAGGGGUGCUGGUCUUGAACUUGCAAUCCUUUAGACAUCUAAGUGCUGGAAUUGCAGGCAUGUACCACCAUGCCUAGCUGUUUCUUCCCUGAGUAUCUGAGUAAUGCCAGUGAUGUCGGGCUGCCCAGGGUUCACAAAACCUCACUCAAAACAGUUCAGGGUUCAUUUAAGAAAAGAGCGGACAUCACCAUUCCUGUAAUUAGGAGCCACUACUCUAAGGUUUAUUGCAGGGUGAGUUUCUGUGCUUCUGUUUUUCUCAUCUGCAGCAUGGAAAUAAUAGUUCUGAUGAUCAAAUGAAUGAAUAGAGGGCAGUCAUUGUGCAGCCCAUAGCCUUAUGUCCUGCUUACCAUCUUCUUCAGGGUUAGAUCUAUCAACUCCUUUAUUCCUUCCUCAUUCUCUUCAGAAGACUGCUGGGAGAGACUGUUCUUCAGCAUGUCAAAAAUUUUUUCCCGGGAAAUAUAACCAUCUCCAGUUAAAUUAUAAACUUCGAAACAGACUUUAAAGAAUUGAACAAAAUACUAUUAGUUAUUUCAGCACACGGUAAUAAAGGAUUAAUAUACGAUUAUCAAUCUGAUCCCCUAUAUGGUAGAGUUUUAUAAUAACGUGCUUCUUCUUAAUUUCCUUCCACAGGAUUAAAUACCCCCUGGGAGAUUAAAGAACAACUCACAGCUCCUGCAUUUGGGGUUUGAAACUGUUAUCAAACUGCAAAUAAAGGAAGUCGAUUUUUUUUAA
Meriones unguiculatus (Mongolian gerbil) is the source of this 5643-nucleotide messenger RNA. RefSeq names its product RNA binding motif protein 48 (gene Rbm48). The transcript is spliced from 5 exons. The record is from RefSeq and is a predicted model, not a curated record. Gene Ontology annotation, molecular function: nucleic acid binding. Gene Ontology annotation, cellular component: nucleoplasm. Lineage: Eukaryota; Metazoa; Chordata; Mammalia; Rodentia; Muridae. Bases 42 to 1142 code for a protein of 366 amino acids.